Molecule: messenger RNA, 8219 nt
Organism: Physeter macrocephalus (sperm whale)
Lineage: Eukaryota; Metazoa; Chordata; Mammalia; Artiodactyla; Physeteridae
Gene: KIF1B
Product: kinesin family member 1B
Exons: 46
Coding region: 310-5622 (1770 amino acids)
Biological process (GO): microtubule-based movement
Molecular function (GO): microtubule binding; microtubule motor activity; ATP binding
Source: RefSeq, a predicted model, not a curated record
UCUAGGGACUUUUUAGGCAUGGUAAAGAGAUAAUGGAACAGGAAAACAAAUUACAGUCUUUAUUUUCUAUCUGAUAAUUUACGGUUGAGAAUAUAAGAUUUAUAGGGAAGAAAAGGGAUGAGGUUUUUAGAAAUGGAAACAAAUAGUACUAAGAUAAUGGCUCGUAUGCUCAAGUUAGCCCAUGCUUUCUUUAAUUCUGACUAUCUUGUAUGAAUCAUUUUUUCUUUUUUAAAGGAAACUUGAACAGAAUUUCAUAAGAAGAUUUGAUUCUUUAUUUCUGGACUGCAUAUAUAUAACAAGACCAUCAGAAUGUCGGGAGCCUCAGUGAAGGUGGCUGUCCGUGUGCGGCCCUUCAAUUCUCGAGAGACCAGCAAAGAAUCCAAGUGCAUCAUUCAGAUGCAGGGCAACUCAACCAGUAUUAUUAACCCAAAGAACCCAAAGGAGGCUCCAAAGUCCUUCAGCUUUGACUACUCCUACUGGUCUCACACCUCGCCCGAAGAUCCGUGUUUUGCAUCUCAAAACCGUGUGUACAAUGAUAUUGGAAAGGAAAUGCUCUUACAUGCCUUUGAAGGAUAUAAUGUCUGUAUUUUUGCUUAUGGGCAGACUGGUGCUGGGAAGUCUUACACAAUGAUGGGUAAACAAGAAGAAAGCCAGGCUGGCAUCAUUCCACAGUUAUGUGAAGAACUAUUUGAGAAAAUCAAUGACAACUGUAACGAAGAAAUGUCUUACUCUGUAGAGGUGAGCUACAUGGAAAUUUACUGUGAAAGAGUACGAGACUUGCUGAAUCCCAAAAACAAGGGUAACUUGCGUGUGCGUGAACAUCCACUUCUUGGCCCAUAUGUGGAGGAUCUGUCAAAGUUGGCAGUAACUUCCUACACAGACAUUGCUGACCUCAUGGAUGCUGGGAACAAAGCCAGGACAGUGGCAGCUACCAACAUGAAUGAAACAAGUAGCCGUUCCCACGCUGUGUUUACCAUUGUUUUCACCCAGAAGAAACAUGAUACUGAAACCAACCUUUCCACUGAGAAGGUCAGUAAAAUCAGCUUGGUGGAUCUAGCGGGAAGUGAACGAGCUGAUUCAACUGGUGCCAAAGGGACUCGAUUAAAGGAAGGAGCAAAUAUUAAUAAGUCUCUUACAACUCUGGGUAAAGUCAUUUCAGCCUUGGCAGAGGUGAGUAAGAAGAAGAAGAAAACUGAUUUUAUUCCGUACAGAGAUUCUGUACUUACUUGGCUCCUUCGAGAAAAUCUAGGUGGCAAUUCUAGGACUGCAAUGGUUGCUGCUCUGAGCCCAGCAGAUAUCAACUAUGAUGAAACUUUGAGCACUCUGAGAUAUGCAGAUCGUGCAAAACAAAUUAAAUGCAAUGCUGUUAUCAAUGAGGACCCCAAUGCCAAACUGGUUCGUGAAUUAAAGGAAGAGGUGACACGGCUGAAAGACCUUCUUCGUGCUCAGGGGUUGGGAGAUAUUAUUGAUACGUCCAUGGGGUCCCUUACUUCAUCUCCAUCUUCCUGCUCACUCAAUAGUCAGGUGGGCUUAACAUCUGUGACCAGUAUUCAGGAGAGAAUCAUGUCUACACCUGGAGGAGAGGAAGCCAUCGAACGUCUAAAGGAAUCGGAGAAGAUCAUUGCUGAGUUGAACGAAACCUGGGAAGAAAAGCUGCGUAAAACAGAGGCCAUCAGAAUGGAGAGAGAGGCCUUGUUGGCUGAGAUGGGAGUUGCCAUUCGGGAAGAUGGAGGAACCCUGGGGGUUUUCUCACCUAAAAAGACGCCACAUCUUGUUAACCUCAAUGAGGACCCACUGAUGUCCGAAUGCCUUCUUUAUUACAUCAAAGAUGGAAUUACAAGGGUUGGCCAAGCAGAUGCUGAGCGGCGCCAGGACAUCGUGCUGAGUGGGGCUCACAUUAAAGAAGAGCAUUGUAUCUUCCGGAGCGAGAGGAACAACAGUGGGGAUGUUAUUGUAACCCUGGAGCCCUGUGAACGUUCAGAAACCUACGUAAAUGGCAAGAGGGUGGCCCAGCCUGUUCAGCUGCGCUCAGGAAACCGUAUCAUCAUGGGUAAAAACCAUGUGUUUCGUUUUAACCACCCGGAGCAAGCACGGGCUGAGCGGGAGAAGACUCCUUCUGCUGAGACCCCCUCUGAGCCUGUGGACUGGACGUUUGCCCAGAGAGAGCUUCUGGAAAAACAAGGGAUUGAUAUGAAACAGGAGAUGGAAAAAAGGCUACAGGAAAUGGAGAUCCUAUACAAAAAGGAGAAGGAAGAAGCAGAUCUUCUCUUGGAGCAGCAGAGACUGGAUUAUGAGAGUAAAUUGCAGGCCUUGCAGAAGCAGGUGGAGACGAGAUCCCUGGCAGCAGAAACAACUGAAGAGGAAGAAGAGGAGGAAGAAGUUCCUUGGACACAACAUGAAUUUGAGCUGGCGCAGUGGGCCUUCCGGAAGUGGAAGUCUCACCAGUUUACCUCAUUAAGGGACUUACUCUGGGGCAAUGCCGUUUACCUGAAGGAGGCCAAUGCCAUCAGUGUGGAAUUGAAGAAGAAGGUGCAGUUUCAGUUUGUUCUUCUGACUGACACGUUGUACUCCCCUUUGCCUCCUGAAUUACUUCCCACUGAGGUGGAAAAAACUCAGGAAGACAGACCGUUCCCUCGUACAGUGGUGGCCGUAGAAGUCCAGGAUCUGAAAAACGGAGCAACACAUUAUUGGUCUUUGGCGAAACUUAAGCAGAGGCUGGAUUUGAUGCGAGAGAUGUAUGACAGGGCAGGUGAGAUGGCCUCCAGUGCCCAAGAUGAAAGUGAAACCACCAUGACUGGCAGUGAUCCAUUUUAUGAUCGAUUCCAUUGGUUCAAACUUGUAGGAAGCGCCCCCAUUUUCCACGGCUGUGUGAAUGAGCGCCUUGCUGACCGCACGCCCUCCCCCACUUUUUCCACGGCCGAUUCCGACAUCACUGAGCUGGCUGACGAGCAGCAAGAUGAGAUGGAGGAUUUUGAUGAUGAGGCAUUCGUGGAUGACACCGGCUCUGACGCAGGGACGGAGGAGGGAUCAGACCUCUUCAGUGAUGGGCAUGACCCGUUUUACGACAGAUCCCCAUGGUUCAUUUUAGUGGGAAGAGCAUUUGUUUACCUGAGCAACCUGCUGUACCCCGUGCCCCUGAUUCACAGGGUGGCCGUUGUCAGUGAGAAGGGCGAAGUGCGGGGAUUUCUCCGUGUGGCUGUGCAGGCCAUCGCAGCGGACGAAGAAGCUCCUGAUUAUGGUUCUGGAAUUCGACAGUCAGGAACAGCUAAAAUAUCUUUUGAUAAUGAGUACUUUAAUCAGAGUGACUUUUCUUCGGUUGCAAUGACCCGUUCUGGUCUAUCCUUGGAGGAGCUGAGGAUUGUGGAAGGACAGGGUCAGAGUUCUGAGGUCAUCACUCCUCCAGAAGAAAUCAGUCGAAUGAAUGACUUGGAUUUGAAGUCAGGCACUUUGCUGGAUGGUAAGAUGGUAAUGGAAGGAUUUUCUGAAGAGAUUGGCAACCACCUGAAACUGGGCAGUGCCUUCACGUUCCGUGUAACAGUGUUGCAGGCCAGUGGAAUCCUCCCAGAGUAUGCAGAUAUCUUCUGUCAGUUCAACUUUUUGCAUCGCCAUGAUGAAGCAUUCUCCACUGAACCCCUCAAAAACAAUGGCAGAGGAAGUCCUCUGGGCUUUUAUCAUGUGCAGAAUAUUGCAGUGGAGGUUACAGAAUCAUUUGUGGACUAUAUCAAAACCAAGCCUAUCGUGUUUGAAGUCUUUGGGCAUUAUCAGCAGCACCCGCUUCACCUGCAAGGACAGGAGCUUAACAGUCCACCCCAGCCAUCUCGACGAUUCUUCCCUCCGCCCAUGCCACUGUCCAAGCCAGUUCCAGCCACCAAGUUAAAUACCAUGAGCAAAACCAGCCUUGGCCAGAGCAUGAGCAAGUACGACCUUCUGGUUUGGUUUGAGAUCAGUGAACUGGAGCCUACAGGAGAGUAUAUUCCAGCUGUGGUUGACCAUACAGCAGGCUUGCCCUGCCAGGGGACAUUUUUGCUUCACCAGGGCAUCCAGCGAAGGAUCACAGUAACCAUUAUCCAUGAGAAAGGGAGUGAACUCCACUGGAAGGAUGUCCGUGAGCUGGUGGGCGGCCGGAUUCGGAAUAAAGCUGAGGUGGACGAAGCCGCAGUUGAUGCCAUCCUCUCCUUAAAUAUCAUCUCUGCCAAGUACCUGAAGUCUUCCCACAACUCUAGCAGGACCUUCUAUCGUUUCGAGGCCGUGUGGGAUAGCUCCCUCCAUAACUCCCUCCUUCUGAACCGCGUGACACCCUAUGGGGAAAAGAUCUACAUGACCUUGUCGGCCUACCUGGAGCUGGAUCAUUGUAUCCAGCCAGCUGUCAUCACCAAGGAUGUGUGCAUGGUCUUCUAUUCCCGAGAUGCCAAGAUCUCGCCGCCACGCUCACUGCGCAGCCUCUUUGGCAGCGGCUAUUCAAAGUCACCAGACUCCAAUCGAGUCACUGGAAUUUAUGAACUCAGUUUAUGCAAGACGGCAGACACAGGUAGUCCAGGCAUGCAGAGGAGGAGAAGGAAAGUCUUGGAUACAUCAGUGGCGUAUGUGCGGGGAGAAGAGAACUUAGCGGGCUGGCGGCCUCGUGGAGACAGCCUCAUCCUUGAGCACCAGUGGGGCUUGGAGAAGCUGGAGCUCCUGCACGAGGUGGAGAAAACCCGCCACUUCCUGCUGCUCCGUGAGAGACUUGGUGACAGCAUCCCCACAUCCCUGAGCGACUCGUUGUCCCCCAGCCUCAGCAGUGGGACCCUCAGCACCUCCACCAGCAUCUCCUCUCAGAUCUCAACCACCACCUUUGAAAGUGCCGUCACACCCAGUGAGAGCAGUGGCUACGACUCCACAGACAUUGAAAGCCUGGUGGAUCGAGAGAAAGAGCUGGCUACCAAGUGCCUGCAACUUCUCACCCACACUUUCAACCGAGAAUUCAGCCAGGUGCACGGCAGCAUCAGUGACUGCAAGUUGUCUGAUAUCUCUCCAGUCGGACGGGAUCCCUCUGUGUCCAGUUUUAGCAGUGCUACCCUCACUCCCUCCUCCACCUGCCCCUCUCUGAUCGAUGCUGGGAGCAACUCUUUGGAUCAGAAGACCCCAGAAGCCAAUUCCCGGGCCUCUAGUCCCUGCCUGGAAUUUGAACAGUUUCAGAUUGUCCCAACUGUGGAAACGCCCUAUUUGGCCCGAGCAGGAAAAAAUGAAUUUCUCAAUCUCGUUCCAGAUAUUGAAGAAAUUAGACCAGGCUCAGUGGUCUCUAAGAAAGGAUAUCUGCAUUUCAAGGAGCCACUUUCCAGCAACUGGGCUAAACAUUUUGUCGUGGUCCGUCGCCCCUAUGUCUUCAUCUAUAACAGUGACAAAGACCCGGUGGAGCGUGGCAUCAUUAACUUGUCCACAGCGCAGGUGGAAUACAGUGAGGACCAGCAGGCCAUGGUGAAGACACCGAACACCUUUGCUGUAUGCACAAAGCACCGUGGGGUCCUUUUGCAGGCUCUCAAUGACAAAGACAUGAACGACUGGUUAUAUGCCUUUAACCCACUCCUUGCUGGCACAAUACGGUCAAAACUCUCCCGCCGAUGCCCGAGCCAACCGAAGUACUAGGUGACUGCCGAGCGCCCUCCCUCGCCUUCCGAGAGAUAAAGGAAGUGUUACGUCUCGUUCCUCUCUGUGGUCCUUGAUGGUUAUUCUCGUGUGUGAUCCUGUGGCUGAAGUGCGCGUCCCUCCUCGUCCAGCACUUUCUCUAUCUCUCCUGGUCCCCAUCCCCACUGCUCUGUACUCUUUUCUUUCUUCCUGUGCUGAGAAUCGUUAGAAGCAUGUGGCCUAACAAAAGGGGGGGGGGGAAACGAAGAAAAAAACAAAAACCCGGAGGGGAUCCAGUGAAUCUCCCAAUUGUUUUUUGGUGUAUUUUGGCUUCCUUUUGUGUGAUAGGUCCCCAUAUGACCACCUCUGAUGUCUGUACUGCUGUCUUUGGAUAUCUCUGUCUGUUGUUCAAGACAACAUAAUACUUUUUUCUUUUCGUUGUGAUAUAAUUUUAAUUUUUCUUGGGUGGCUUAGAGACUUAAAGGAAGAGACAUCUGGUCUUUUUUAGAACCUGAGAGGAAAAAACUUACCUUUUCCCCUUCUGUCUCUUUUUGCCAUGACUAAUCCUUACAUUCUCCAUUCAGGGAAAAGGUUGUAGUGAGCUUAAAAAUGGGACAGGUAUAUUCUCUGAAAUUGGGGCUUAUUUAGAACAUAGCUAUGUAAUUUUCAUUUAGUGGAAGAGACUUUUCAGCAGGUUUGGGACAGUGGCUGCUGUUGACCUUAUAAGAAGGAAAGAGCCAAGGCUAUUGCUGAUGGAUUUCAGAGGACCGUGGGACUUGGGCUGUGACAGUGGGGGUCAGUAAGAUGCUUGUAGUUCUCACAGCAGGGCUCCUGUGAGCUGUUUGUCUCCACUGUGAGGGAGCCUCUUCUCUCAGAGUCUCAGUUCUGUUCUUGGAGUUAGUAAUGACAGUGGUACAGUUUGGAAUUAGUGCCAUGAUGUCAUAUACAAAUAUCUCACAAGGAGGGAGUGUUUCACUAUCUGGGUGAUGAACUCGAUGGUCUUUGUCAUCAUUAUGAUUGUGAUAAUGCCGGGUAGUGACCUUGUGAUUGUUGUAGCUCCCUUUGAUCAAAGAAAUCUAGCUCUUAAGUGUAAACUUGGAUGUCUCCCUCUGAAUCCAGUGGUCAUUUUCAGUGAUCCUUGUCAAAUUGAAAACACUUUCAAUGAUGCUUGUCUCCCUAUGCUCAUAGAUAAGUGAACAUGGCAGGCUUUGCUUUCUGGACCCCAGAAUUAUAACGGACUUCCUGCCACCACUAAGAGCAAAAGGACACCUGGGGGCAGAGAAGAGGGUCCACCUGAACCCUGGCCCCAGGCCUGGUCAUUUGUCUCCUCCUUGGUUAUCUCCAUCGUGCGUGGAAAUACUGCCAGAGGAGAAAGGAGGAGCUCACUGCCGGUAGCCUCCUUCUGUGACAGAAUAGGAUCGCCUGCUUCCGGAGGCCAUCGUGGAAGAUGCUCUUUCUCUUUCAGCUGCAGUAAGUGUCACAGGAAUGACAUGGGAGAGAAGCCCUCCAGUUACUUCAGUUGCUUUGCCAGUUGACUUGGGGCUGUUCUGUACCAUCCUUUACUGCCCUCGCUCACGCCUCUGUUUGACCAUCCAUCCUUCAGGUGUUCGGGAAAGUAUCUGCUUGCUCCCACUUUGUGGAGAUCCUCCGCCGGGGGUCCUCCGCCUCGAGGGUGCUGACUCUCGGGUAGCAAAGGGGAAGGGCCCGUGCGCUCAGCAGAAUGGGUGCCGGGCAGGCUCGCCAGCACCCAGACCCUUGCCUCUGCCUUCCUGGAGGGGCUCAUCUCCUGGCUUCGUUCAUCAUAAUUGCUUUGCAAAGAGGAGGAAAAGGGAGUCACGGAGAGCUUAACAAAAGAAAGACUAGAAAUCGAAGGCUAUGACCUUACCUGAAAAAUGAUCAAGAAAAAUUCUAUGGUAGAUUUUUUAACUUUCUUCCUCUCCUUAAAACAUAGGUCACUAACUCUAAUGUUACUUCUUUUCUAAGUGGUGCUUCAGACUUUAAAGUAGUUAGAGGUUUCUUGUCUAAUGGACACAGUGUGCCCUUCCAGUGUCCGCUCAAAUCCAGGGUCUGCCCGUGCUUAGAGACAGCUUCCUGGGCUGAAAUUAAAUCUAGUUUCAGGGAAACGAAGAUGAGAUUUGAAGGUUACUUUUCGAAUUAAAUCAUGGAUGCUGCUGGUGUUAGAGUCUGAUAGGAGGAUCCGUGUCUGUGGCAAAAGGAGGCGGCGGUGGGGGGGGGUGGGCGGAGCCGAGGGAGAUAGAAUCAAGUGAUACAGUGAGAUGACUCUUGUUUUUUAUUCUAACUUAAACAAUACUGGCUUGGAAAGUCUUUGCUUUGGAAUGUCAGAUACUAGAAGAGGCCGAGGUGAGAAGGCCUUGUGAGGCAGCGGGGGCCUUGGCUGCGGCUCCCUGGUACACACAGCCCCCACUGGUGCCCCCUUUCUCUAGGGGUCUGUUUUCAGAUUGGAGUUGGAGCAGUUUCAGGAUUGAUGUUCCCUUUCCAGGCAGGUCCAUCCCCACUUUGAAGCUCUGAGAGAGAAUUUAUGGCAGGAAUUAUUUAUGAGGCUUUCACGGAAGCCAUAGUGUCAGGAAAGUUGAAAGAACUCAAAUCUUUAAGGAAAC